AUGUUUAGUAGUAGAUUGCCACCUCCAAAACAUUCGCAAGCACAGGUUUCGACGACUUCAAGCUCAGAUCGCGUUGAGCCCGCAAUAUUGACUGACCAAAUCGCUAAAAACGUCAAGCUCGAUGAUUUCAUUCCAAAGAGACAAUCUAAUUUUGAACUCUCCGUGCCCCUACCAACGCAAGCAGACAUCCAGGAAUGUUCAACAAGAACCAAGUCAUACAUCCAGCGAUUGGUCAAUGCAAAACUAUCGAAUUCAAACAAUAGAGCAUCAUCGAGGUACGUCACCGAAACACAUCAGGCACCCACUAAUCUGAUAUUGAACAACAGCCGGCAUAUUGAGGUAGUAUCCAAACAAAUGGACCCAUUGUUGCCAAGGUUUGUUGGGAAGAAGGCGAGAAAGGUUGUAGCACCCACGGAAAACGACGAAGUGGUGCCUGUCCUUCAUACCGACGGUAGCAAUGAUAAGGAAGAAGCUGAUCCAAAUGACUGGAAGAUACCUGCAGCUGUGUCGAACUGGAAAAACCCAAAUGGUUAUACCGUGGCCUUGGAAAGACGCGUGGGUAAAGCUCCUGACAAUGAAAACGCUAUUAACGAUGGGUUUAUGAAACUCUCUAAAGCGUUAGAAAACGCUGACAAAAAGGCAAGACAAGAAAUCAAGUACAAAAUGGAAUUGAAGCGGCUUGCUAUGGAACAGGAAACGCUGGCCAAAGAAUCUAAAUUGAAAGAGUUGAGCCAGCGCGCCAGAUACCACAACGGGACUCCACAAACGGGAGCAGUAGUGAAGCCCAAAAAGCAAACGAGCACAGUGGCCAGACUAAAAGAGCUAGCGUACUCUCAAGGAAGGGACGUAUCCGAAAAGGUAAUUUUGGGCGCAGCAAAGCGUUCAGAGCAACCGGAUUUGCAAUAUGAUUCAAGAUUUUUCACAAGAGGGGCAAAUGCUUCCGCCAAAAGGCAUGAAGACCAGGUUUAUGACAACCCAUUGUUCGUCCAACAGGACAUUGAAAGCAUAUACAAGACCAACUACGAACAGCUAGAUCAAGCAGUCAAUGUUAAAAGUGAAGGUAGCAGUGGUUCUCAUGGCCCCAUCCAGUUUACUAAAGCUGAAUCCGAUGAUAAAUCAGAUAACUUCGGAGCCCAGGCCCAGGAUGAGCAGUAG
Molecule: messenger RNA, 1155 nt
Organism: Saccharomyces paradoxus
Lineage: Eukaryota; Fungi; Ascomycota; Saccharomycetes; Saccharomycetales; Saccharomycetaceae
Gene: PRP45
Product: mRNA splicing protein PRP45
Exons: 1
Coding region: 1-1155 (384 amino acids)
Biological process (GO): mRNA splicing, via spliceosome
Cellular component (GO): spliceosomal complex
Source: RefSeq, a predicted model, not a curated record